Molecule: messenger RNA, 1512 nt
Organism: Mollisia scopiformis
Lineage: Eukaryota; Fungi; Ascomycota; Leotiomycetes; Helotiales; Mollisiaceae
Product: DUF367-domain-containing protein
Exons: 1
Coding region: 149-1318 (389 amino acids)
Biological process (GO): maturation of SSU-rRNA
Molecular function (GO): rRNA small subunit aminocarboxypropyltransferase activity
Source: RefSeq, a predicted model, not a curated record
CGAUACGAUUUCCUUUGCUUAGCGGAAUGAUGCACAUCUCCGCCAAGCGAGGAACUUUGUGGCCUUAAAGUUUCUCGAAAUAUAUUUCUUCUUUCCGCACCCUUCUUCACUUUCACCACUACAACAACAAUAACUGCAAGCUGCCAACAUGGUCCGACACAAGAAGGAUGGAUUCUCUUCACGAGGAGGCAAGAAAUACAGCAAUGCGCCUCGACCUCGAGGUCCACGAAACGGCGACGAAGACCGCGAACACCCCGCAUCUCGCCCCUCCUUCAAAGCAGCAUGCUGGGAUUUGGGACAUUGCGAUCCAAAACGAUGCUCUGGGAAGAAGCUGAUGAAGAAUGGACUUAUGCGCGAGCUUCAUAUUGGACAGAAACACUCCGGGGUCAUCAUCAGCCCGAAUGCGAAGCAAACGAUAUCGCCUGCCGAUCGAGAGCUUAUGGAACAAUACGGAGCUGCGGUAGUAGAGUGUUCUUGGGCGAGAGUCAAGGAAGUACCGUGGCCGAAGAUUGGGGGCAAAUGCGAGAGAUUGCUACCAUACCUGGUGGCUGCCAAUAGUGUCAACUAUGGCAAGCCGUGGAGGCUCAAUUGUGUCGAGGCACUGGGAGCGGCUUUCUACAUCUGCGGACAUCCUGAAUGGGCUGAGGAGGUUCUGUCACAUUUCUCAUACGGAGAAACUUUCUUGGAAAUCAAUUCCUCCAUUUUGAAGAGGUAUGCUGCUUGCAAGGACGAGGCAGGUAUCAAGCAGACCGAAGAAGCUUGGAUGGCACGACUGGAGAAGGAAUACGCAGACAGCAGAGCAGAAGGAGAUAAUGGACCUGAAGAUAUGUGGAAGGGUGGAAAUUCGAAUCAUCGUAUGCCUGUGAGCUCUGAAGACGAGGACGAGGACGAUGAGGCCGAAGAAGGAAGUGGUGACGAGGUGGAAGGAAUAUAUCUUGGCAAGAAUCCACCAAAGCCAGUCGAAGAGGAGCCAGAAGAGGAGAAAGAUCCAUUCGAUAUCUCAGAAGAUGAAGACGACGAAGAAGAAAUGGCAGAACUUCGACGACGUGUCCUUGCAUCGAAACCUUUCUCGAAUCCAUCAGAUACCGGGCAAAAGAAACAACCAGACAAGAUUUCGCGACCUGUUCCACUGAAAGAGGAUUCUGAUGUCGAGCCUGAUUCGGACAAUGGGGAUGAUGAUGAAUUUGACAACAUCAUCAAUGCUACGCCAUUGACAGACAGAACCGGUAUACAGGCAAAGCAGAGAGAGAAGACUGGAGAACCUCUUGCGAGUGCAGUCUUUUCGAGGACGAUUGUUGGCGCACCAAAGAAAUGGUAACAAAUAAAACAAAAGCAACCAACAGAGCAUUGGAUAAGCAAUCAUCUAACAUAUUUGCCUCUGAUCACCAGCUAUUCGCAGCCAAUACUCGAGUCUGAGCAUACGCGAGUGCGAGAUCAAAGCUUAUUGGAGUCACAUAACAUAUUCAACGAGCAAAGCUUUUUCCAAUUUACCCACACCUUCUUGCAAGUAUC